CACUAUACAAAACAAAAAAUUUGAAAAAAGAAUUUUUAUUGAAAAUAAAUUUGAAAAAGAAAAAAAUAAUUAAUUAUUUUGUGUCAACAUGAAUUAAAUUAAAACAAAAAAAAAAAAAGAAAACAAGUCACAAAUAAAAAUUUUCCAAAACACCACCAUUUAAUUGGAGAAAAUUCAAAAAUUAAAAAUGAAGAAAAAAGAAUAUUAAAAUUAAAAAUAUACAUAAAAAAAUUUUUACGGUAAAUACGAACGCCUAUAAUAUUCGAAUAAAACAACAAAAUAAAAAAAAAAAACAGAAAAUAAUUAAAUGAGUAAAAAUAUUAUUUUGAUGAAAACUUAUAAUUUACCAAGUUGUAAACUUAAUUUGACAACAUCAACAUCAAAUCCUUUAUCAAAAGGACGUCAAUCUAAGGUGACAACACAAGAUACAAAUAUGCCUGGCCCUCCAGUGUGGUCGGGAAUUAUGACACUGAGCCGUGGCCCGUACAGCGAGCUCGAUAAAAUGAGCCUUUUUCAGGAUCUUAAGCUGAAACGUCGAAAAGUUGAUUCAAGAUGUAGUAGUGAUGGUGAAUCAGUAGCUGAUACAAGCACAUCUUCGCCGGAUUUAUUGGCCCCAAUAUCACCGAAAAUGUGUGAUCCUGGUAGCCUUCACCAACAUAAUAGUAAUAAUAAUAAUAGUAAUAAUGUCAACAUUAGUCGUAAUAAUAUACCAUCGAUAACGACGCUACCAUCACCAUUUUCAACAUCAGGAGCGCCCACAAUAAAUCCACCAUUAUAUUCGUCAACGAUAGCAACAACCACAUCAUCAUCAUCAUCGUCAUCAUCAUCAACGACAUCAAGUACGCAAACACAAAUAAAUACAGCUGCUUCUAUUGCAGCUGCAACUUCUUUAAAGAUACCAUCAUCGAUUAAAAAUGAAAAAUCACCACCAGAAACGCCAACAUCAGUUAGAACACCAACACCGCCAAUUCCACCAGAUUCUCCACAUCAUCAUAUUAUUCAUCAACAACAGCUACAUCAAACUAGUAGCUAUCGUCAUACACAAAGUAAUAUUCAUGAUAAUGGACCAUCAAGUGAUGUUAACAGUUGUAGUAAUGAAACUAGUAGGAAUUCACCUGACUCUAUGGAAAGAAAACCUCAAAAUUCUUCUACUACGAGUGUCUUAAGUGGUCGACCACUUUCUCGCAAUAAUGUGAUGCAUUCAUCUGGACCUAUAAUAAAUCCUAAUAUUAGUCGCCCUGAAUCUGGUGCAAUAUGUAGUAAUACAGGUGGAAAUAAUUGCACGACUAGAGUAGGAGCUGGAGAAACGGCAACAAUACAUAUGUCUAGAAUUAGUAGUAAUAAUAAUAACAAUAAUAGUAAUAAUAAUAAUACCAAUAAUAGUAGUACCAAUAACAAUAAUAAUUGUAGUAAUAAUAAUAACAGUAGUAGUAGUAGUUGUAGUAACAAUCAAAGUGUGAUACGUUCUGUAAAAAAUGAACGAAUUUUAAGUUCUCCAACAAAAAUGUUGGGUUAUUCGCAUCAUAAUCAAGAACUGCAACAACAACAACAUCAGCGGGAACCAACUCAUAAAUCGAGUAUUCCACAAUCACAGCAACAUGUAACAGUACUUGUUUCCCCUUCAAGAAUAAAAUCUGAAUACCAAUCAUCUCACCAGCAACAACAACAACAACAACAGCAACAACAACAACAACAGCAUCAACAAACAGUGCACCAACAUCAACAAUAUAGCCAUCAGUCGCCAUUAAUACGUAAAUCUAGUCCGCCGACUGCAUUUUCAAAUACUAGAAAUGACUUAAGUGUUACGACAGCCACAACAUCUCCAAUGCCAAUACAUUUGAUUCAAACACAACAGAUGCAAAUUUUACAAGCAGCAGCAGCAUCCUCACAAAUGAUGUCAAGAGUGCAAAUGUCACCAAACUCGAUUUCACCUCGUUUAAACACAAGUGGCAACAACUCAUCAUCACAAUCGCAUGUAGUUCAUUCAUCUCAAUCUUCAAGUGUGCAGCAAACUCAAAUGCAUCAUAUGCACCAACAACAUCACACGCCACCUAUUAGAAUUAAAAAAGAAAUAAAUAGCGGAAUGAUCUCACCACAAUCUCUUAUGAGCUUAUCACCGGGAAGUAAUGGAAGUCCUGGUAGUACAGGCGGUAGUUCCUCGCAUCAUCGGCAAAUGUGCUCAUCUGGCUCAAACCAGCAAUCCCCAUCUCCACAGUCUCCAAUGUCUUCAACAUCCUCUUCAUCACAAUCUAUGAUGCACCCAUCCUUACAACUACGACAUCCAAAUAGAGAUGCGGCAAUAUUAUAUCGUGUGAAAAACGAAAUGCAACAACAAUUACCAAAUAUUAUGCAGCAAUCCCAACGAAUGGUAUGGGUUUCAAAUACAAGAAUAAAUGGAGUAAAGCCUGAAGUGAUUGGGGGACCUAUUGGUAGUAUACGGCCACAAAAUAUGGGGAAUCAAUCACCUCAAACACCCUCGCCACAUCAUUCAUCCUCUCAAAACUCGCCCCAAUCACCAUCUCAAACGCCUAUACGCGGUACUCCAACGGUCAUCAUGGGUGAGAGUUGUGGAGUCCGAACAAUGGUAUGGGGAUAUGAGCCACCUCCCCAACCACAAUCAUCACCCUCUAUUCAAUCAUCACCUUCUUCAGCACCUUCAACGCCAUCACAAACUUCUGGUCCGUCACAAAAUCACGAAGAAGCAGCUCAACUUCUUUUAAGUUUAGGUCAAACUAGAAUACAAGAUACAAGACCCCGGCCACAAUCUUUUAGACCACCACAUGCCUUAAAUAUGGAAAGAUUGUGGGCGGGAGAUUAUAGUCAAUUACCGGCUGGUCAACAGUUACAUGCUCUUAAUUUGAGUUCGCAGCAACAAUGGGUUGGAAGUGGUCCAAGUGGCGUACGUGGUCCAUUAGACUCAUCUCAUAAUGAUGGUGAAGAAGAUGAACAACCACUGGUGUGUAUGAUCUGCGAAGAUAAAGCUACUGGUCUACAUUAUGGAAUUAUUACAUGUGAAGGGUGCAAGGGAUUUUUUAAGAGGACAGUUCAAAACAGAAGAGUGUAUACGUGUGUCGCGGAUGGUACAUGUGAAAUAACCAAAGCUCAGAGAAAUCGUUGUCAGUAUUGUCGCUUUAAGAAAUGUAUCGAGCAGGGAAUGGUACUACAAGCGGUGCGUGAAGACCGAAUGCCUGGUGGACGAAAUAGUGGUGCUGUUUACAAUUUAUACAAAGUUAAAUAUAAGAAACAUAAAAAAUCCGCCCAAAAACAAAUGCAGCAACAGCAGCAACAUCAACAAAUUCAACAGCAACAUCAACAUUUACAACACCAACAACAACCACAACCACAUCAAUUGCAUCAUCAACUACAUUCACAACCAUCAUCACAUCAACAUCAUUUACAGCAUCAUCAUCAGUCACAACAGGGAGCAAAUCAUAUGCAUUCAUCGCAAACAAAACUAAAUGCACCAGAUGAUUUAAAACCAAUGUUCCUAAUUCCAACGAAUCAACAAACAUCUCAAUUAUCACUAAAGCAAGAAGAUGGAAGUGGAAGUAGUGUGGGUGUAAGUGGAACUGUUGGUUCCGGUAACAGCAGCCGAGGUCUUUCGCCGCCUAGCAAUAUUCAACUGCCUUCGCAUCUUGUUAAUGGAACUAUUUUAAAGACUGCACUUACAAAUCCUAGUGAAAUCGUUCAUUUGAGACAUCGCCUUGAUAAUGCUGUAAGUUCGUCCCGUGAUCGACAAAUGUCAUUUGAGCACGCGAUGAAUAAAAUAAAAUCUUUAGUUGAUUGCGAUGCUAUGGAAGACAUCGCAACUUUGCCACAUUUUUCUGAAUUUUUAGAGGAUAAAUCCGAAAUAAGUGAAAAAUUAUGUAAUAUUGGUGAUUCUAUUGUACAUAAAUUAGUUUCAUGGACUAAAAAGCUGCCAUUUUAUUUGGAGAUACCUGUUGAAAUCCAUACCAAACUACUAACAGAUAAAUGGCAUGAAAUUUUAAUAUUAACAACAGCUGCCUAUCAAGCUUUGCAUAGUAAAAGAAUACAAGGGAGUAGUCAAACGACCUAUAUAAGUAGUGGCGGUUUGCCUGUUUUACAUAAAGAUGACCCAGAAUUAGUACAAGAAGUAAAUUCUCAUUUAACAACUUUACAACAUUGUUUAACAACGUUAAUGGGACAAGAAAUUGCAAUGGAACAGUUGAGAUUAGAUGUUGGAUUACUUGUUGAAAAGAUGACACAAAUAACAAUCAUGUUCAGAAGAAUUAAAUUGAAAAUGGAAGAAUAUGUUUGCCUAAAGGUUUAUAUUUUAUUGAAUAAAGAACUGGAAUUAGAAAACAUUCAGGAACAAUAUGUCCAUGUCCUCAAAACUUACUUACAACAUUCAACACCACAAAAUCCCCAGGCUAGAUUAGAUGAACUAUUGGCACAUAUUCCAGAGAUACAAGCGGCUGCAGCCUUGUUGUUGGAGAGUAAAAUGUUUUAUGUACCAUUUGUAUUAAAUUCAGCUAACAUAAGGUAGCAAAUGUUGGAACGUGGUCUCAUUCUAACUGUAGACGAGAAUCCACACAACCUUUUGAGAGAGCGGCAACCACAUUACCAAGAAAAUGUGGAAGAAGAUGAAGAAGAAGAAACACA
Condylostylus longicornis is the source of this 4623-nucleotide messenger RNA. RefSeq names its product hormone receptor 4 (gene Hr4). Gene Ontology annotation, molecular function: sequence-specific DNA binding; DNA-binding transcription factor activity; zinc ion binding. NCBI's taxonomy places the organism in Eukaryota, Metazoa, Arthropoda, Insecta, Diptera, Dolichopodidae. Bases 308 to 4507 code for a protein of 1399 amino acids. The record is from RefSeq and is a predicted model, not a curated record. The transcript is spliced from 6 exons. Gene Ontology annotation, biological process: regulation of DNA-templated transcription.